CGAAUAUUCUAUUUUCGUAGAAUGAAUAUGAAGUCGACACAGUCACCGGUUGCGGCAGUCGAACACUGUCGUUUAAAUAGAUAUUUUUGCUUCUAGUUGCCGGUUGCUUGAAAGCAACACAUGACACACGUUUGCGCGGCGCCUAAUUGUAGACUAAGCUGCUCAGAUUCAUCACAAUGCCUUUUGCGGGAGCUACCCCAAUAAUGGAAGAAAAGGAUCUGGUACAACGAGGGAACACGCUUCAAGUGAAAUUCGCUGUCACCAACUAUAACACACCGUUCGCGACGAAAACUAGCCCUGAAUACGUUAUCAGUGGUGCGGCCAUCUUUCAGGUCAAAGUGAUCGCUGCCCAAGUGAACAAUGGUCACACAAAUAUUUACAACAACUUGAUCUUCAUCAAAUUCCAAAAACAACGACAAGACGACGAACUUUCGUACUCAAUUAAGUUCUCGAGCAACGAAUUUGGUGUCGUAGACAAAAAUUUCGUCAGCGACGAUGGGACUUGGCAUUUAGUGCAUGAUAAUAAGAAGCAACAGUAUACUUUCGAUGUCGACAUUCACAUGGACAUACUUCCAAACUCGAGUUCUUUCGCUACUCUUCACGGUGAUGUGGAAUUGACGGACAUCGAGUUGCGUGGGGAAGACGGAUCCGUCCGCAUACACAAAGCAGUUUUGGCUGCAUCCAGUCCUGUACUUCGUAGAAUGUUUGGGGGCACUUGGAGAGAAACAACCGAAGGUCAUGUCGAUGUGGCAGGAACAUCGAAAGCUACUUUGCAACAUCUCAAAGAUUACGUUUAUUUGCACAUUUUGCCCGAAUCGGGAUUGGAGCAGCUUUUGUUGUUAGCUUCCUAUUACAUAAUGCCAGAUUUGGAACAGAAGUGUGUGGACAAAUUGGUGAACAGUUUGACGGCGCAGAACGCUUGUGAGCUUUUGGAAUUUGCUGCGAAACAUAAAAUAAUGAGAUUGUUGCUUGCUAUACUCGAGUGUGUGCAAAGUGGUGCGGUAAAGGUAAAUGAUAUGCGUGACUAUUUCAUGCGCGGAGAGUGACGUCUGCGCGUUAGUGUUUGAUACACAAUCAGACUAUAAAUUUAAUAUAAUAAUUAAAAAUAACAAGCUUUGAUUGUCUAACAUACAAAACAAGGUUUAUUUGGAUCCUGAUCAACUUGCAUAUAGCCCACUGCUUUGCAACUGGGCUCGUCCAGGGUCGGAUGCGGGUCUGACCAAUUUGCCGCGACUCUAGAGUAAGAACUGUAGCCUCUUGCGGCGGUUAUACUAAUAUAUAUCUGAAUGCUGUAGAGCCAUGUGAACACUUGUCUGUCUGUCAUUGUUUGGGAUAAGCACUGAUCGGAUAGAAAAAUAGGGUACUUAAUUUGCCGCCCUUCAGAUAUUGCCCCAGUGGGCGACAGCCCAAGGUGGUCACUACAAAGAUCUAGAAUUAGAUCUCAAGAAAACCCUUCUCUAUUGCAUGUAUGAAACUAUGCGACCUAUUAUUAUUUCAACAUUACUAUUUUUCAGGUAAUGUGUCCUCCUUGCAUUUAAAUAUUAAAAUAUAUUUUUUUUC
Hyposmocoma kahamanoa is the source of this 1560-nucleotide messenger RNA. RefSeq lists its product as uncharacterized. Gene Ontology annotation, cellular component: cytoplasm. The coding region runs from base 177 to 1046 and encodes 289 amino acids. The transcript has 2 exons. Gene Ontology annotation, molecular function: ubiquitin protein ligase binding. Lineage: Eukaryota; Metazoa; Arthropoda; Insecta; Lepidoptera; Cosmopterigidae. The record is from RefSeq and is a predicted model, not a curated record. Gene Ontology annotation, biological process: regulation of proteolysis; proteasome-mediated ubiquitin-dependent protein catabolic process.